AUGGCGCGUAACCAUCAUUUGUACGAGGCGGAGCACCGCAUGGGGUCCGUGAAGGCGGUCUCCGGCCCUGUCGUUAUCGCGGAGAACAUGAGCGGUAGCGCAAUGUACGAGUUGGUGCAGGUAGGUUCCUUUCGAUUGGUAGGAGAAAUCAUUCGACUUGAGGGCGACACAGCGACCAUCCAGGUCUACGAGGAGACGGGCGGGCUCACAGUUGGGGACCCGGUGCACUGUACGGGGAAGCCGCUCUCACUCGAGCUUGGCCCUGGUAUCAUGUCAGAGAUUUUUGACGGUAUUCAGCGCCCACUUGACACAAUUUACCGCAUGGUGGGAAAUGUGUUUAUUCCUAAGGGAGUUCAGGUGAAAGCCCUCAACGAGCAAAAACAGUGGGACUUCAAGCCACGCGUGAAGGUGGGAGACCUGGUGACGGGUGGAGAUGUUCUCGGAACUGUUGUGGAGAAUUCGCUCAUGUACGAUCACUCUAUUAUGGUGCCUCCCAAUGUUCAAGGAAGGGUGACGUCGGUUCAGCCUUCUGGUAACUACACACUUGUGGACGAAGUUGUGGAGCUCGAGCACAAUGGGAAAAAGCGAAGCCUGAAACUGAUGCACCGUUGGCCCGUGCGAACACCACGCCCGGUGGCGGCAAAAGAAUCCGGGAAUCAUCCACUGCUUACCGGUCAACGUGUCUUGGACGCGCUUUUCCCCUCCGUACAAGGAGGUACCUGCUCCAUUCCUGGUGCAUUUGGUUGUGGUAAGACGGUCAUUAGUCAGGCAUUGUCCAAAUACUCGAACAGUGACGCCGUCAUCUACGUGGGUUGUGGGGAACGCGGUAACGAAAUGGCAGAGGUUUUAAUGGACUUCCCCACUCUCACCACCGUUGUCGAUGGCCGUGAAGAGUCAAUUAUGAAACGGACGUGUCUCGUAGCCAACACAUCUAAUAUGCCUGUGGCUGCUCGUGAGGCUUCUAUUUAUACCGGCAUUACCCUGGCUGAGUAUUAUCGUGACAUGGGAAAGCAUAUUGCCAUGAUGGCGGACUCCACUUCACGUUGGGCAGAGGCCCUUCGAGAGAUUUCUGGUCGUCUGGCUGAGAUGCCUGCGGAUGGUGGCUAUCCUGCGUAUCUCAGUGCCCGCUUGGCUUCUUUCUACGAGCGUGCAGGCCGUGUCACGUGCAUCGGUGGCCCUAAGCGUGAGGGCUCUGUCACCAUCGUGGGUGCUGUUUCCCCGCCCGGCGGAGAUUUUUCAGAUCCUGUGACAUCCGCCACACUUGGUAUUGUGCAGGUCUUUUGGGGUCUUGAAAAGCGGCUUGCGCAGCGCAAACACUUCCCCUCGGUAAACUGGCUGAUUUCCUACUCGAAGUACUUAAAGGUGCUGGAACCCUUUUUUAACACCUUCGACGCAGACUACAUGCGUUUGCGCUCGGUGGUCGCCGAGAUUUUGCAGCGUGAGGAGGAAUUGCAGGAAAUUGUUCAGCUUGUUGGUAAGGAUUCGCUCUCAGAGUCGGACAAGAUUAUUCUCGAAACGGCGAAGGUCAUUCGUGAGGAGUUCCUGCAGCAAAAUGCAUUUACACCCUACGACAAGUUUUGUCCACUGUAUAAGACAUGCUGGAUGCUGCGCAACAUUGUCACCUUCUACGAGGAGAGCCAGCGCGUUGUGGCUGAGUCUGCCGGCGACCACAAAAUCACGUGGAACUACAUCCGUGAGAAGAUACCACAUAUUUACACUGGACUCACGGACAUGAAGUUCCGCGACCCCGCCGAUGGGAAGGAGGCCAACAUUGAAUACUUUAAGAAACAAAACGAGGAUAUCAUCAAUGCGUUUUCCUCGCUCCUGCAGUGA
Messenger RNA from Trypanosoma rangeli, 1833 nucleotides. Its product is annotated as vacuolar H+-ATPase. NCBI's taxonomy places the organism in Eukaryota, Euglenozoa, Kinetoplastea, Trypanosomatida, Trypanosomatidae. Bases 1 to 1833 code for a protein of 610 amino acids. Gene Ontology annotation, cellular component: proton-transporting V-type ATPase, V1 domain. The transcript has a single exon. Gene Ontology annotation, molecular function: ATP binding; ATP hydrolysis activity; proton-transporting ATPase activity, rotational mechanism. Gene Ontology annotation, biological process: proton transmembrane transport; ATP metabolic process. The record is from RefSeq and is a predicted model, not a curated record.